Haliotis rufescens (red abalone) is the source of this 2392-nucleotide messenger RNA. Its product is annotated as putative nuclease HARBI1. The record is from RefSeq and is a predicted model, not a curated record. Bases 162 to 707 code for a protein of 181 amino acids. Lineage: Eukaryota; Metazoa; Mollusca; Gastropoda; Lepetellida; Haliotidae. The transcript is spliced from 3 exons.
UUUCUGUGAGUACUAUGUAACUUAUAACUGGCAUAACUGAUAAAGGAAGGAAGGGGGUGGUGGUUCAAAUAUAGACCAGGAAUGGCAAAACCAGGAUGAUUAAUUAAAUCCUCUUUCCUUAAUAAUAAUGCUUUUCAUUACACUGAUUUGAAUUGUCAAACAUGUCAUUCAGGUUCACCAAUGUUGUUGCAAGGUGGCCUGGAGGAAGCCAUGACUCUAUGAUACUGGCCAACAGCCUUUUGGGACAGACAUUUGAGUCCUCUCCUCCAACUGGAUGGCUUUUAGGAGAUUCUGGAUAUGCAUGCAGGCCCUGGCUCCUAACACCAGUAGGUGAUGCCACUACAAGGCCACAACAAAGGUACAACGGUGCCCACAUGAAGACCAGAAACACCAUUGAAAGGGCACAACAAAGGUACAACGGUGCCCACAUGAACACCAGAAACACCAUUGAAAGGGCAUUUGGUGUUUUGAAAUCAAGAUUCAGAUGCCUACACAAAUCAUCCGGGUGCCUUCAAUUUACCCCCAAAAAAUGUGCACAAAUUAUUAUGGUAGCAUUUAAGCUACAUAAUUUCUGUGUAGAAUCUCGGCUGGCCAAUCCACAUGCUCUGGAGAAAGAAACUGUCCCAGAAAUGAAUUACACGUAUCAGGGACCUCUGAAUGAUGGCCACAGGAUGAGGAAGGAGUUAAUCCAGAAAAAAUUUGCAUAAAUGUCAAAUGUAAUAAUCUGACAUUUCCAAAUGUACAUCAUAUAAUAGUCUUGUUACAGUACUUGAAUAUGAUGUAUUUGAUUCUGAUAGAUGAUGAAGUAAACUCUGUUAAAAAAACAGAUAAGACAGGAAAUGUUGCACCAUAAUAUCAACAUUUAUUGUUAGUGUAGUGAUGAGGUGCUGUAUUAUCUAUUUACAUAUUCAAAUAGAGAGCAAUAUACCGGUAACAAAGACUUCAACUUGGAAGACCAGUUAAUCUUACCAUGACGUGCACUUGGAUUUAACAUAUUGUAUUUUUUUCUAGGGUAUCUGAUAUCUGGCAUUAUUAACAACUGAAACCAGUAUAUAGUUACACGUUUAACUGCUAAUAUGCAUUAAAUGACAUCAUUAAAAGAGAUAUUGAUUUUAUUGUCAAAUAAUAAAUGUAUCUAAUCUGAAAUCUAAGUGAACUUAAUCAUGGGGGACAAUGUGAAAGGGGAAGUUAGGGAUUUGUUUUUCAUCAAAAUUAACAUCUCCUCAUCAAUGGCCAAUCUCUUUUCCUCAACAGCCUGUCGCCUCUCUUCAAUGGCCAGUCUCUUCCUCUCAAUGUCCAACAUCUCGUGCAGCACCUGUAGUUUCUCUCUCUCGAGAUCCACAACGGUUUGGAACUUUGGAGAUUUUACUAUUUAACAUAAGUAAUUAAGAAUCCAUUUAAGUAAUUGUUGUUAUAAUACAGACAAUGCAAUUAAAAGUUGCUGAUAUAUCUCACUACUGUUAUAAAAUACUACAUUAAAAUUGUUCAUAGAGAAUCAUUACAUAAAUACAAUUGUGAAAAUGGAAAUGUUUAACAAACAUAAUAUGUUUACGGUACCUGCGGCUAUUCUCUUAACUGCUGUCUUCUGUAUGAAUCCUAGGAAAUGAAGAAACAUCCAUACUUUUAUGGACAGAAGCAUAAACAUUGAUCAGCAAGAAAUGAGUACUGUUCAGAAAAUUAAUAUUGUCCACAACAAAUAAGAAAUAUGUUACCAUUAUGAAACAAUUUGGUAUGUUACAUUACUGAACAAAAUGAAAUGUACAAUGUAAGUAUAAUAUGUUGAUUUUAAUCACCUGUGGGUGAAGCUACCACUGAUUGAGAGCUUUCUGUCUCAAUAGGGUCCUGACAGUCAUGGACAUCAAAGGUGCUGGGGACAUCUACAAGAAAGUAAAACUUUAAACUUGUUAUUCACAACAAGAAAUUGGGCAACAAUUAAUGAUUUACAUUAGACGUUAAUUGGGUUAAUUUGAUGUGAGUAUCCAGUUGUUUCAAAAAUUGAUUUGCAUUUUCCAAUGAAACAGUUAAAAUAUUUUUUGCACUUACCGCCACACAAACCACUCUCAAGGCCACCAGGAAUGCCAUCGAUCUGGCAGGUAGGUAUCAAGCAUAUAACCUAAAAAUAUAAAUUGAUGUAAUAUUGUAAAUCAGCGGGCAUUAAUUUUUAUCUGAAAUAAAUGAAAUUUUACCAAUUAUAAAAUCAUUACACAAGGCUAUUUUCUUAAUUUUUGAAUGGAUGUAGGAAGCUUUAAAAACAUAAUAAUAUCAACCAGCAUUUUACUUGCCUUGACAUAUUUGCACUAUUGCUAUAGUAUUAAUCUUUGAUCAAACUUAAAAAUUCAUUACCAUGCUUUUAUAGUGUAUAUAUAAAAUAUGGAUAUAUACUAGGGCUGUU